AUGGCAUCUGAUCGUAAAGCAGAUUCGAAAUUGACAGACAGAAUUUGUUCAGUUUUAACGAAAGGAAAGCAAUACAGAGCUUUAGAAAUUGCCAAAGCUGUUGGAUUACAGAAAGCCUCGGAUGUGAACAGUGUUUUAUAUGCACUAUUCAAAUCAGGACGCCUUUCCAAAACCGAUUCACAGCCACCUUUGUGGUCUUUGGGAAAACCGGAGGAAACAACAUCACCUGCAUCACCUACAGCAGCAAAGAGUAGCGACAAGAAGACAGUCCAUGAAAACGAUAUUAUGAAUGUAUUCACAGAAACGUCAGAAAACGACAGAAAAGCAUUGAAAGCUUCUCAGAUUGCCAGCAGGCUCGGUGAAUCACGAUCUACAGUAAACAAAGUACUGUAUGACAUGAGUCGUAAUGGAGUGGUAAAGAAGUCAGAAGAAAAUCAGUGGUCUCUGGUGAAUGGAGAAAAGAAUCAAAGUGAAAGGAGUGACAACCAAAACAAGACAAGGAAGACUUCGGAGUAUGGGUUCAGCCGUAACUUUGAUGUGAUCCAGGCACUGGGAUCUGGAGGCUAUGGGAGUGUUGUUAAAGUGAAACAUAAAGUGGAUGACAAAUUCUAUGCUGUGAAGACAGUACAAUUCACAAAAGAGGCUGACCGUGAAGUGAAGGCCCUGGCAAAACUGGAUCAUCCCAAUAUUGUCCGUUACAUCACCAGCUGGCCAGAGUCUGUCCACUGGAAGGACAACAGCGAAUUAAAGUCAAUAAUCCACAGUGAAGCUUCCUAUGAUGGUGCCUACAGCUCUGAUAUAGAGAAAGAACUUCAUGAAAUGCAUAUAUCAGAACCACCUGAGACAGACACUGAAGGCUCAUCCGGGAUGGAAGCAUCAGAAUCAUCUGGGAUUCUGGAAGAGUCUGGAACAUCUGGGGCAAAAAUGUCGCACUCAUAUGAAAGCGAUAGCCAAGAUCUAGUUCCAUUAAAUGAGGAUGAGCCCUACCUGUAUAUUCAGAUGGAGAUCUGUGAAAAAGGGACGUUAUCUACCUGGUUAAAGGAGAGAAAUAUGGGGACUACACCAAGGAAAACACAGGAGAUCUUCAAAAUAUUUCAACAAGUUGUGACAGGGGUGGAAUAUAUACAUUCAAAGGGACUGAUUCACAGAGACUUAAAGCCAGAUAACAUAUUAUUUGGCGACGAUGAUGCAGUUAAGAUUGGAGACUUUGGGCUUGUGACUACAGUGGCGGAUGAAAAUGGCGGGCCAGUGGAGAGAAGUAGGAGAAGGGGAACACUGUCCUACAUGAGUCCUGAACAGAAGGAAAGCGUGAAUUAUGAUGAGAAAACAGACAUAUUUCCUCUUGGACUGAUUUGUUUUGAGCUUCUGUGGAAAAUCUCCACUUACAUGGAGAAAGAUAAGAUGUGGGAAAAUGUGAGGAGUCAAGCGUUUCCCCGAGAUUUUUGUGAGAAAUACCAAUCAGAGAGUAAAUUCAUCGAAGGGAUGCUUGCCAAAAACCCAUCAGAACGACAGAGUGCCAAAGAAACUCUGGAGUCUUUGAAAAACUGGUUUUCUGCCAGGACAUGA
This is a messenger RNA of Chanos chanos (milkfish), 1566 nucleotides long. It is a transcript of the gene pkz, whose product is annotated as protein kinase containing Z-DNA binding domains. Gene Ontology annotation, molecular function: double-stranded RNA adenosine deaminase activity; RNA binding; ATP binding. Gene Ontology annotation, cellular component: cytoplasm; nucleus. The record is from RefSeq and is a predicted model, not a curated record. Gene Ontology annotation, biological process: eiF2alpha phosphorylation in response to endoplasmic reticulum stress. NCBI's taxonomy places the organism in Eukaryota, Metazoa, Chordata, Actinopteri, Gonorynchiformes, Chanidae.